Mercurialis annua (annual mercury) is the source of this 2516-nucleotide messenger RNA. RefSeq names its product zinc finger CCCH domain-containing protein 18-like. The transcript is spliced from 8 exons. Bases 302 to 1990 code for a protein of 562 amino acids. Gene Ontology annotation, molecular function: metal ion binding; RNA binding. The record is from RefSeq and is a predicted model, not a curated record. Lineage: Eukaryota; Viridiplantae; Streptophyta; Magnoliopsida; Malpighiales; Euphorbiaceae.
UUUGUAUAAGUAAAAACUUAACCUACUUACUUUAAUUAAACUAUAUAUAUAAAAGUAGUAUUUCAAAAUUUGAAUAGAGAGAAAAGGAAAUAGAGUUUAUAGUUAUGGUUUUCUUGUUCUUAGAACAAAUUUUAGGUGUGGAAGAAAUUUUUUAUAGCAAGAAAACGAAGAAUAUUAAAUAGUUGAAGAAGAAGAAGAGAUGGUGUUUAAGGAUCUUUGUUGGUUUUUUCAUAACUCAGUUUUUGCUGCUAACUGAGAAUUUAACUUAUUUUGGGAAUUUUUAUAGAGUAAUAGAUGUAAAAUGGAUGUUUCAGAGCAUACACGAAUUGUAUUCAACAAAAUCAAGAAAAUUGAACCUGAAAAUGUUACAAAGAUAAUCGGGUAUCUUUUAUUACAAGAUGGGAGUGAUCAAGAAAUGGUUAAUCUUGCUAUGAGUCCUGAUGUGGUGAUUCAAGAAGUGAUUUAUAAGGCUAAAUCAGAAUUGAAUCAAUUUGCCCUUAAAACCGCUUCCGCUCCGCUCUCACCGUCGUUGAAUUCGCAUUCGCCAUCUGCGGUUUCCGAGUUUUCGUCACGGUUCAGAUCAUUCUCACCUGUUUCGUCUAGGUCUUUUGUGUCGUCACCAAACUUUCGGGUUCCGCCCGCCUAUUGGGAAUCUCAGGUCGCGUCUAAACAUGGUUCGGAUUUUGCGGCAAUGAGUUAUCAAGAGGCUAUGGCUGAAGUACAAAAUCAAGCUCAAUUCUUGAGUUUGGAGGAUCAAAUGGAAUCUGUCAAUUCGGGAAAUGCAGGUUUUCCGAAUGAUUAUUUUUACUCGGAUGCUGCAUUGGCUAGUUUAAGCGCACGGGCAGGUCGUCGGUUUUCGAGCCUAAAUGAGAAUCCUAUGAGGAUUUGUCACUAUUACAGCAAGGGUUACUGUAAGCAUGGAAGUAAUUGUAGAUACUCUCAUGGACUAGUUUCAGAUAGCUUUUCUCGAACAUUCGAUGCUACCACGAACGAUGAUCAAUUUUUUUCACCGGGAUCGCUCGAGAAGUUGGAGUUGGAAAUCAUAGAGCUCUUGAAAUCGAGAAAAGGAUAUCCAGUUUCAAUUGCUUCUCUUCCUAUGAUAUACUAUGAGAAGUACGGAAAAGUUCUUCAAGCCGACGGAUACCUCACGGAGAGUCAGAGACACGGGAAAGCUGGUUAUAGUCUAACUAAGCUUCUUGCUAGAUUGAAAAAUAGCAUUCGGUUGAUCGACAGCAGGCCUCAUGGUCAGCAUGCAGUAAUUUUGGCAGAAGAUGUCCCAAAAUACAUGGAGCAUCGCGGUGAUAGAAAUGACCCCGGUCCAAUUGUUAGUGGAUCACGACAGAUAUAUCUAACGUUUCCAGCAGAGAGCACCUUUACAGAAGAUGAUGUUUCUAAUUACUUCAACUCUUUCGGACCAGUUGAGGAUGUGCGAAUUCCUUGUCAACAGAAACGGAUGUUUGGUUUUGUUACCUUCGAAAGUUCAGAUACGGUGAAGAUGAUUUUGGCGAAAGGAAAUCCUCAUUUCGUUUGUGGUGCUCGGGUACUAGUGAAACCUUAUAGAGAAAAAUCAAAGCUUAUGGAUAGGAAGUACCAGGAGAGAAUCGAGUCUCCAAUGUACUUCUCCUCUCACUAUGUAGAUAUGGAUGCUGAGCUUCAUUCAAUGCCAAGAGGAUAUGAGACUUCAAGGUUACUGAGGAAGCAACUACUGGAAGAGCAGCAAGCUUUUGAACUCGAGCAAAGGCAGCGCAUUGCAGAGCUGCGAAUUCGGAAACCUGUGUCUCACCAUUCCUAUUUCGGCUACUCCAUGGAUGGUUUAAAACUAUCCGAAGAUAAUAACAAUUUUCCGAAUCUGCUCGAUUUCCUCGACAAUGGCUUAGCAAAUGAUGAUAAAAUGAGGCACAUAGAGACAAAUUAUUCUGAUCAAGACAGCCAAGGGCUAAACUUACCGGAGAGCCCAUUCGCAUCUGCAGUAGCUAGUACCGUCAUAUAGGUUUCAGCAACACAAGAAAAUUAUAGAGUUACGAGAACAAAGACGACGACAUUUCCGUUUCCUGUCGUGUCAAUACAUAACAGUUUGUUUUCCUUUCCCUUUCCCUUUCGUCGUUCCAUGUCCUCUUAACCUGUUCAGCAAAGUUAACUGCAACAUUUCGUGUCGAUACAUAACAGUCCGCUUUCGUUAUCCUAUUCCGUUUCGUUGUUCCAUAUCCCCUUAACCUGUUCAGCAAAGUUUAACUGCAAGAACCCGAAAUGCGGGUCAAAAGAAGUAGCAAAGCAGAAUAUGAUACACAUAGAGUUACAUACGUAAGAAGGCUACAGUAUUUUUUAUCUAAAUGUUACAGAAACAAUGCAAGAAGAAGAAGAAGUAGCGGAUGUAAUUAGUCUUUUAGUGGAAAACAGGAAUUAGAACAUAUUAUGUGAUGUGUUAAGAGAGAAGUUUGAUGUUUUUUAAAUCUCUGUAACACUCACUGAUAGAUGAAAUAACUUCUAUAAAAGUUUUAGUAAUUUGCUUUUUAUCA